Molecule: messenger RNA, 3039 nt
Organism: Gamsiella multidivaricata
Lineage: Eukaryota; Fungi; Mortierellomycota; Mortierellomycetes; Mortierellales; Mortierellaceae
Exons: 8
Coding region: 57-2999 (980 amino acids)
Biological process (GO): Golgi organization; retrograde transport, endosome to Golgi; lysosomal transport
Cellular component (GO): GARP complex; EARP complex; membrane
Source: RefSeq, a predicted model, not a curated record
CGCGCGAACCUCAAUCUACAUCUCGACAUCCUCCAUCUGAAAACGCCACAUGAACUAUGACAGCUGCAGACGGUCCUUUCCAUCCGCUUGAUGCAUCGACUAUGGCAUCUGCAGUUCGGUCGAAACCAUCAGAACCAAAUACGGGCGCUGGAACGACUGCAAGAACAGGAGGAACAGCACCAGCAAAACCAACCUCCACGACUACAACACGUCGACGCGCAAAGAGUUUUCUUCGUAGCUAUUAUGGCAUCCAGAACACAGACACCGCCAACCAGGAUGGCUCAAAGGACGGUUCCUCGGUGCAGGCGGGGUCUGUUUCCAAGGCCGAUCCAUAUGACUUAGAUAGUCAUGCAUUCGAGGUGGACAAGUACAUGCACAAGAUGUUUGUCGAGAAGCAGCUCCCAGGAUUGGUUCAGGCCGACAACGAGUUGGUGGCGGACAUUAGGCAAUUGGAUGGCGACAUGAAGACACUUGUCUAUGAGAACUAUAGCAAGUUUCUCAGCGCGACAGAUACCAUCAACAAGAUGAAAUCGAACGUGGACAACCUUGAGUCAGAAAUGUCAAGAUUGACCCAGAAUAUCAGUAAAAUCGCAACCUCGUCCUCAGCUAUCCACAGCUCGCUCGGAGGCAAGAGGGAAAAGAUCCGGCAGCUCAAUGGCGUCCACAGUCUUCUCACGAAGCUUCAAUUCGUUUUCGAGCUGCCGACUAAUCUGCAUCAGUGUCUGGAAGCAGAGUCAUAUGUCCAGGCCGUCAGGUCAUACUGUAGAACACUCCAUCUCCUCCAACAUUACAAGCAUCUGACGGUCUUUACUGGAAUUGAGCGGGAAUGCAAGACCAUCAUGGUUCAGAUCGCGCUCAGGAUCCGGCAAAAGAUGUGUUCUGAUCAGGCCACGCUUGCAGAUAUUUCGGAAUGUGUUGGCCUACUACUUGCACUCAAGGAGGACCCUGUCUCACUGUGGAAACAAUAUCUGAAUCUAUCAAUGAACAAUCUACGAAAGGCCAAUACAAAAACUCUGGAUGAUAUCAAGGCUCUACCCCUGUACGUUCCACCUCAAGUCGUUUCACUAAAAUCCGCACCAACACUAACACCAACAACACCCAGAAAGACGCCCAAGAAAUCCGCGAAAACACCCAAUGCUACAGCGUCGACUGCAACUACUGGACCGAGUACACCUAAAGAAACAAAAUCUAAAGCCUCUUCCUCACCACCUGCAGACAAAGUAUCGUAUUUGAAUGCUCACUAUUUGAAGCAAGUCGAUGGAUUUGUUACUUCGUUCCGGAAUUAUUUCCUGAUCUCUAUACCUGCAUCUGGAACGGGAAGCAGCAGCGGUAACGGAGGAAACAUCGCUGCAACACGCGCAGAGGAAUUAACGGCAGUGGAUCUGCGCCCUCCAGCAUGGAUCACAAAGGAUUCGAGGACGCAGGCAAAUUUGACAAAGGAACAGCAGGACGACGCAGCGUCGGCCGUUAAGGAAGCGGUCUCGAAGAUUGUCAGCAAAUACCUUGACACCAUCAACUCCUUUCUAGAAUAUCCAGAUGACAUCUUCAGCGUACGUCCUGAAAUCCAUGUGCAUGUGCUCCAGAACCUUUACUUGAGCACACUCUCGAGCAGUGGGCUCCGCCAGCUAGUCAAAUUCGAUACCCUAACGACCGGCCUCAUUCAGAACUGGGAGGCGCAAUUAAUACAUCGGGCACUGAGCAAGGUCAAAGAGGGCCUCAUGGAGAGGAUUACAAAGCAGGACACCGAACUCGCAAAGAACAAAGCACACGACGAUCUGUUGGAUACUACUCUUGGAGAACCAACUGCUGCUGCUGCUGCUGCUGCUGUUACAAAUCCAGAUUUGUCGGCUGUUCUGAAGGAGACGAUGCUGUGGGUGCAGGACGUUUUCAAGAUGAACACAAUCCCGUUCCUGGAGAAAUGCAUGGGCUCGGACGCACAGUUUCUGGAAACCAAGGAAGGUCGAGCCCAGUUUUUGAAGAACUUCCAGGAUGCGUUCAAGCAGUUCUGGGAUGAGGUGCUCACGGAGAUGCAGCAGAGAUCAGCGGUUACGGGAUCGGCAGUUUCUUCCUCCAGUUCUCGGACACUGCCCCUAAUGAUGUCGCAGUUCUGCUUCCAGUUAUCGAACACGGUCGUCGAGCAGGUUUACAGGACUUUGUCAAAGACACUCUUCCGACCAGGAAAGCGCAGUCGCUCAGGAUCGUUCCUCAUUGAGUCAUAUGAAGAACCGCCUGUGAUCCCACAGCUUCAGUGGGAUUGUAAGUCCGUGAUCCAGUCCUGUCAGGAGUCGGGUCAUAUCCUGCUUGACGGGUUCAUUGCCAGGACGGGUAACGAGCUCUCGUGGUUGGUGAUGAAUGUACAAUCGGCGAUCGACUUUGUGGCCAUGCCUGCUCCGCCCAAGAGUGUCUCCGAUGCUUGGGAGCAGAUUUAUAGCCACCUAAACGAAAUCGAGCGCCAGGUGAUCAUGGUCUAUGGAGACGAAGGCGAUCGGCUUGGCAACCAUGACAUCAGCUCAGAAUCGAUACGACGCGAAUCCGUGUUCAAGCCUGCCGGUGGAAGCAACAACGGUAAUGGCAGUCGGAUGUCGAACCGCAACGACUCGCUCGCGUCGUUUGGCAGCAACACCAUUAAUAGCCGAUUCGAGAAUCAGCGGAGCCUGUUGCUGAGCAAUAUUGACAAGCUGUUCUCGGAUCGUGUCGAGAUCUUCAUCCGCUGCCAAGAUUUGAACCGCACGGGGAUCAUGUUUGGGAUCAUCAAGAUCCUGCUUAAGGCUUGGGCUGAGUCUGUGCGCAUGAAGACCUUCGGCAAGGGCGGCUUCCAGCAGGUCCAGGUCGAUGCAGAGUUUGCAAAGAUUUGGUUGUGGAGAUUUGCAACGGCCGACGAGCGACUGAUGCACUCGCUACUUGAAGAGACCCAGCAGACCGCCUAUCGACGCUGUAUCGAUGCCGAACCAUUGGAUCUCAAUACCGUGGAGACCAUCAUCAACUCUACGGAGCGGUAAGAACAUAGACAGAAAGAGACAACACAUUCGCUGUCGUUCU